Messenger RNA from Tribolium castaneum (red flour beetle), 862 nucleotides. RefSeq names its product Blocked early in transport 3 (gene Bet3). Gene Ontology annotation, cellular component: cis-Golgi network membrane; TRAPP complex; cytosol. The transcript has 3 exons. NCBI's taxonomy places the organism in Eukaryota, Metazoa, Arthropoda, Insecta, Coleoptera, Tenebrionidae. Gene Ontology annotation, biological process: intra-Golgi vesicle-mediated transport; endoplasmic reticulum to Golgi vesicle-mediated transport. The coding region runs from base 139 to 675 and encodes 178 amino acids. The record is from RefSeq and is a predicted model, not a curated record.
GGGAUUUUGUUUUUCAACGUUGGCGUGCGGUGUCACUAGUGUCACCCCUCAAAUAAAUUGUUGGUUUUGUAAAUUAAAAAACAUCACAAAAUAUCGAAAAAUUGUCAUUGAAGAAGAGCACAGCUAUUAUUUAUCGCAAUGUCUCGCGCUUCCACACGUUUUGACACCAAAAAAGUGAAUUCCGAAUUGGUCACUCUAACUUACGGCGCUUUGGUGACACAAAUGAUCAAAGACUUGGACAAUACCGACGAUGUGAGUAAACAGUUGGAGAGGUUAGGUUACAACAUGGGUGUGAGACUCAUUGAGGAUUUCCUCGCAAAAACAGGGACCGGUCGUUGUUUGGACUUGAAAGACACUGCGGAUAAAAUUCAGAGCGCUUUUCGCAUGUAUUUAGGCGUACAACCGAAUGUUGCCAAUUGGAGUGCGGCAGGAGAUGAAUUUUCAUUUAUUUUGGAUACAAACCCCUUGACUGACUUGGUUGAACUUCCCGAUGAAUUGAAAAGUUUAAAGUACUGCAAUGUCAUUUGUGGGGUUAUAAGGGGGGCUUUGGAGAUGGUCCAGUUGGAUGUGCAAAGUUGGAUUGUUCAAGAUCAGCUAAAAGGGGACCAGAACACGGAAAUCAGGGUUAAGUUCAUCAGGAGAUUAGAAGAUGCAAUGCCGGCUGGAGAAGACUAAUAAAUUAUAUUGUUUUGUGUUUAAACUGGACCGCGUUUUCUAUAAAUUUCGCUACAGCUAGGAGCAUAGGUUCACUCAAGUUUCUACCCAUAAGUUGUAAGCUAAUCGGCAUUCCAUUACUUGAUAAUUUGACAGGAAUUGUAACUGCGGGAAUUCCUGAAAAAUGAUUUAUAAAUUGUUAAUUUAA